AUGGCCGCAUUCAAGGGUCCAACCGAGGCGGCGGCCGACGACAAGGAGGCGACAGACGCCAUGCUGGCCACCACCGUGAUCGGCGGCGUCACGGUAGCAACCGAUGACGAUGACGACGAUCGCGACGAGCAGUGCGGCAUCGGUCCGUGCAGGUCCAAAUGGAUGCAGGUGUUCGCGUCCAAGCAAGUGUUCCUGGCCACGUUCUGCUUCAGCUGGGUGCUGCAGGGCAUGUUCUCUACGUACUUUGUUAGCGUGAUCACCACGCUGGAGAAGCUAUUCCAGCUGCAGAGCAAGACAAUGGGACUGGUGCUGAGCGCCACCGAAAUCGGACAGAUCGGAUCUUCCCUGUUGCUCACGUAUUACGGCGGCCAGGGACAUCGACCCAGGUGGAUAGCGUCCAGCAUGGUGCUGUUCGGCGUGGCUGCGUUCACGUGCUCGUCACCACACUUCCUGUUUGGCCACCACCAGUAUUCGUCGUCGGCAUCGAUGAUGGGACGCGAUGUGGCCGGGUCGGACGGAAACUCGUCUACCGACUAUUACCCGUCCAACGUGUGCGUGGCUCCCGACCUCAACAUUGGUGACAGUGGUAGUGCUCGGCCACCAGUGCAGCAACACGACAUGUGCGAACAGAACGAACUGACCGAACAACUGGAACAGUCCAGGAACACGCAAAUCGUGCUAGCCAUAUUUUUCACUAGCCUGCUGGGUGUGGGCAUCGGGCAGACGGCCGUCUACACUCUAGGCAUACCUUUCAUCGACGACAACGUCGCCAGUCGUGAGUCGCCACUGUACUUCUCAAUCACAAUUGGGGUCCGUAUACUAGGACCGUCGUUUGGGUUCCUGUUGGGCGCUUUGUGCACCAGUCUGUACGCGGACCUCAGCAACGAGCCCAACAUGGACACCAACAACCCCCGUUGGGUGGGUGCCUGGUGGCUGGGGCUGGUCGGCAUUUCGGCCACGCUACUGUUGGCCUCCGUGCCUAUGUUCGCGUUCCCCAAGCGGUUGCCAGGUCCGUCGUCGGCCAGCAACGCCACCCUGAAAAAGCAGCACCCUCCUCAGAGGGCCGUCAACGGAUGUGCCGAACCGUCUCUGUCUUCGCCGCCACCGCCUCCUUACAACGGCCGGUCAGCCGUGCCCAAGGCGCCUAAGCUCAAAGAUUUUCCUACUGCCGUCAAGAGGCUUCUGAAGAACGACAUGCUCAUGUACAGGACCGCGAGUAGCGUGUUCCACCUGUUGCCGCUGGCUGGAAUCUACACGUUCUUGCCCAAAUACUUCGAAUCGCAGUUCCACUUUCCCACGCACACCGCAAACAUGGUUACAGGUAUUUACGGAAUUAUGGUCAUGGGCAUUGGAAUCAUAAUAUCGGGAAUAUUCAUAUUGAAGAAAAAUCCCAAUGCUAGAGCAGUGGCUGCGUGGAUUGCGUUUACAGCCCUGGCAUACGCCAUCGGUAUGUGCAUUUUAAUGUUUUUCGGAUGUCCGACCACGAACAUCACAGGAUUGCGAUACGACGAACUGAAUCAGCCCAAGUUCGAGUCUCCCUGCUCAGACCAAUGCGUGUGCGACGAGGAGUUGUUCAGUCCGAUUUGUGGAGUAGACGGGAUAACGUACUUCUCGGCGUGCCACGCUGGAUGCCGGAAUCGGACUUCCGGAAAAGAGUACAUCUCGGGCUACAAGUUCACGGACUGCCAGUGCAUGAACACCAACGCCACGGAGGCAUAUCCGGGCCCGUGCAAAGACGAUUGCGACGAUUCGGGCUUUUGGUACAUAGCUCUGUUCUCCUUGUUUGUGUUCAUCCAUUCCACUUCGGAGGUGGGCAGCAUGUUGCUCAUACUUCGAUGCGUUCAUCCUCAGGACAAGGCCAUGGCUCUCGGGCUCAUACAGUUUGCCAUAGGCCUAUUCGGUAACGUUCCUUGCCCCAUAUUGUACGGAGCGGUCGUCGACUCUGCUUGUCUCAUAUGGGAAAUGACGUGCGGAAAACAAGGAGCGUGCUCUCUGUACAACUCGGACUCGUUCCGUAUCUUCUACCAUGGUGUUACUGGGAUACUGAUGAUGUGCGCCUUUUUUGUUGAUAUAAUUGUCUGGUACAAGGCGGGGAGUAUAAACUUUGAGGAAGACCGUCAACUGCCGGUUAACGAGGAAGAACUGAGCCAACUGACACCCAUCACUGACAAGACCGAAACAACUGUUUGA
Messenger RNA from Macrosiphum euphorbiae (potato aphid), 2190 nucleotides. NCBI's taxonomy places the organism in Eukaryota, Metazoa, Arthropoda, Insecta, Hemiptera, Aphididae. The record is from the annotation of a GenBank genome assembly.